CGCGAGGCCGAGGCUGCCAAACAGCGCGACCCCAACAUGCCCAAGAAGCCCAUGACAUCGUACUUGCUUUUCAGCAACGAAAUGCGCCAGAAGAUCAGGGAAGAAAACCCGAAUGCAUCAUCGCAGGAAACGGUUGUUAAACUCGGCGAGGAGUGGUCGAAGCUUUCCAGCGAAGAACGCGAGAAGUACACGAACAAGUCUCAGGAGCUGAGGAAGUUGUACGCCGCUAAGAUGGUCGACUAC
Kickxella alabastrina is the source of this 243-nucleotide messenger RNA. Its product is annotated as high mobility group box domain-containing protein. NCBI's taxonomy places the organism in Eukaryota, Fungi, Kickxellomycota, Kickxellomycetes, Kickxellales, Kickxellaceae. The transcript has a single exon. The annotation marks the transcript as partial. The record is from RefSeq and is a predicted model, not a curated record.